Molecule: messenger RNA, 345 nt
Organism: Staurois parvus
Lineage: Eukaryota; Metazoa; Chordata; Amphibia; Anura; Ranidae
Source: the annotation of a GenBank genome assembly
GGCAGCACCUAUGGGAGGCCUGUAAUCUGCCAGCAACCUAUGACAAAAUGGAAACCAGCAGGAGUGUGAGGAGACCUGAAAGUGGCACAUGGCAGAGUGGGAGCAAUGGGAGGCCGUACAGGGACCCAUGUCACACUGUGGACCCAGCAGCAGCGUGACCAGGCGGUACGGGGGCCCAUGGCAGAUUUGGGGCCUGGCAGCACCUAUGGGAGGCCUGUAAUCUGCCAGCAACCUAUGACAAAAUGGAAACCAGCAGGAGUGUGAGGAGACCUGAAAGUGGCACAUGGCAGAGUGUGCAGCAAUGGGAGGCGGUACAGGGACCCAUGAGACACUGUGGACCUUGCA